Molecule: messenger RNA, 2739 nt
Organism: Parascedosporium putredinis
Lineage: Eukaryota; Fungi; Ascomycota; Sordariomycetes; Microascales; Microascaceae
Source: the annotation of a GenBank genome assembly
AUGAAGCCGUUGACUACUGCCUCCCUCUUGUCUGCACUUGCAGACGCGAGCCUCGCCUUUGGCUCUGGCCCAACCGCCAAUAGCUCGCUCUUGGAGCAAACUUACAUCUCCGUUGCCACGCUGCAGGGCGAGUUCUUUGAGCGCCAUCGGGGCACAUGGCCUCGUGCGAUUGACUGGACGGCGGCCUUUAUUCACACCUCCUUAUCCGCCACGACCAACUCGCUCUCUAAGGCCCUCGGCGAGUCCCAUGCCCGGGACGUUGAGACUGGCAUGGUUUGGAACAUGGUCGACACCUACUUUUCGCAAAUUGUGGGCUUCUACUUUGGCCAGGACUACAGGGCGAUCAAGCAUCAGGACUUGUGCAACGGCGGCAUGAAUUGGAAUCCCCGUCACUGGACCUACAAGAACGCCAUUACAAACGAGCUAUGGAUUGCGGCCUCGGCAAAAAUGUACCUGGAUUAUCCGGGAGAUGGGAUCGCAGGCACCUGGUCCGAGGAAAACCAUCAUGCCGGCCGGAACCGAACGUUCCUGGAGGCUGCCAUGAAGGGAUAUGAGUGGCUGAUGAAUGUCAACAUGACGAAUGAUGCCGGUCUUUUCGUCGACGGCUUUCACAUCUCUAAUCAGGACAAGAACAACACCAAGUGCGACGUGCGCGACGAAAUGGUCUUUACCUACAACCAAGGAGUCCUUCUCACGGGCCAGCGUGCUCUUUGGGAGGCCACCGGAGGUGUUGCAUUCCUCAAGGACGGCCACCACCUUAUCCAGUCCGUCAUCAAGGCGACCGGAUGGGAUCUCAAACAGGGCGGGCCAGCGUGUAAGCAAUAUGUGCCUUGGGUGGGCUACAAUGCCGAGGCGGCCCUGAGCACCCGCGAUGCGAAGGGGAUCAUUGGCAUGUGGGGGCCUCCCAAGGCGAUACCUGGGGUGGAGUUGGAUGGGGACACCGAGGGGACUGAUGAGCGGGUUGUUGACGCCACUGAUGCGCAGUAUCGCAUGGGCGGUGGCUCGUCCAAGAAACCCGGCUCCCGGGACCCCAACACGCGGGGUAGAGGUCGAACAGUAGAGACGCAUAACUCGGGCAUGGAGGUGGUGAGGGCAUGGUACGAACUUUCCAAGGCAUACAGCGACAAGGAGGCCAGUCGUGCAGCCGAGAAUGUGCUGGGUCCCGUCGCCAUGGUCCUGCUUGGCUUCCUCCGGUCCGUCUACGAUGUCUCGACAUUAGAUACGAGAUUUACGACGCCGUCUUCAGUGCCCUAUAAAACGGUGAUCGAAUCGCGGCACGACCCUCUCGCCAAGGAUUACACGGCCGGCGUCAAGGCCAAGGCGCAACGGUCGAAAUGGAAGACACCCGAACCGCUGCUAACGCUGGCGCAACAGGAUAACUCCGACAUGCAAUAUCGCACCUUCCGAAAGAACCUUCCCUUCAUGGCCCUGCUCCUCAUUUUCCACCCGCUUCUCCGCAAGGUUUGGAACCUCGUCUUCCCGGUCAAGGUGAACAAGUACGAGGGAAACCACAUUGCCGCCCAGGGUUCGGCACGUCUCAACCAACGCGCCUCGUUCGAUUUCGUCUUUGCCCUCCUCUUCCUCGUCGCGCUGCACGGCUUCUCCGCUAUCAAGGUGCUUGCGAUCCUUACCGCCAACUACCGACUCACGACCAUGCUCCCGCGAAAGUACGUCCCCGCUGCGACCUGGAUAUUCAACGUCGGCAUUCUGUUUGCCAACGAGCUAUGCGGCGGGUAUCCCUUCAAGAAGAUGGCGGCCUUCAUUACCCCGCCGUCAGGCGAUGUCGAUCUCGGCGCUGUCGACCCUUUCCUAGUCCGCUGGGGAACCUGGUUCGACAAGCGUAGCGGCCUUCUCACCCGUUGGGAGGUGCUCUUUAACAUUACCAUUCUGCGCCUCAUUAGCUUCAACUUGGAUAGAUAUUGGAGUCUGGAUGCUGGCCAGUCGAGCCCAAUUGAGCUAUUAGAGAGCAGAGCUGAUUUCCAAAAGAAGAAACAACUUGACCCUUCGAACCUGUCAGAGCGAGACCGGAUUUCCAUUCCCGCCGAACCUCGAGAUUAUUCGUACCGGAACUACGUCGCAUACGCGAUCUACGGCCCUCUCUACCUUGCCGGCCCGAUCCUCACCUUCAACGAGUACAUUUCCCAGUCCAAGUACCGCUCCGCCACGAUAGAAACGGGCCGGACCAUUCGUUACGCCUUCCGAUUCCUCGUCGUCCUCCUUACUAUGGAGCUGAUCCUACACUUUAUUUACGUCGGCGCCAUCAGCCUCGCGCUCUGGUCCCUGAUUGACGGCAUCGACCCCCGGAGAACAUGGUUCGCUGCCCUCAAAUCGGCCGUGCGCUCCAUCAUCACCUAUCUUCUCGUCUUCACCUUUGUCGCCUUGUGGCACGACAUCCAGCUGAGGCUGCUCAUCUGGGGCUGGCUCAUUGUCAUCUUCUUCCUCCCCGAGAUCCUCGCGUCUAAACUUUUCCCCGCAAGCAGGUUCGAGGGCCGUGAGAUGACGUACCGGAUGCUAUGCUGCGUCGGGGGUGUGCUCAAUGUGAUUAUGAUGAUGGCGGCGAACUUGGUUGGGUUUGCCGUGGGGUUGGAUGGCUUGAAAAGCAUCGUUUCUGGCAUUUUCCAGGAUCGACAUGGCUUCACCUUUUUCGUCACGGCUUGCAUCUCGCUUUUCGUCGGCAUUCAAAUCAUGUUUGAGAUUCGCGAGUCGGAGAAGCGAAAGGGGGUCAACCUCCGUUGUUAA